UGAGGUGUUUAACCUGAUCAAGUCUAUCACAAGGCCCCACGAUGAAUUUCACCGAUCUUUGGAUUAACUAGAGUUAUACCGGAAAAACUACCAAUCUAAACUUUUUAGAUUAGUUGUAAUGAUGAUUUGGACGUCUGUGACAGAUAGUACACUGGUUUCCAUUGGCACUCCCAGAUUUUGUUAAUUAGGUAUCUUUAGACCGUUGACAAUGGUGAGUGAAUAUCCACAACGCCGGUACGGUCGCUGGAAGGAGUGUGGUAUCGUUUGUGGACUUUUGGUUGUCGGCUUAGCAGUGGCUCUAGCUGUAGUUCUGGUCCUUAAAAACAAGGAGCUGGAGGAGAAAUUCGCUCCUCCAUGUGCUUCUGGUGAUGAAAACAUAGACAUCAGAGAGCAGGACAGUCCGAGCGUGUUUUCAGACCUAACAACAGCAGAACUGCGUGCUGUUGUUGACUACCUCUAUCAACAAUCCGAUUUGAACGUGGUGAAAUCUUCAGAUGCGUCACUGAACACCAGCUACAUUUAUUUUGUCGAAUUAAACGUCGCGAACAAAACGGCCGUGUUGAAUCACCUGGAUAACCAAGCUGAUGCUCCGGAACGCCGUGCCAAAGUAGUGAUAUUUCGGGGAGACUUGGAUGUGCCCAGGAUCGAGGAAUACGAAGUGGGUCCUCUGCCCAAUCCAACUUUUCAUACGAUUAUCUACAGGAAUGGCAAAGAUUCAGUGCCUUUCACAUACAGACCAAUUACGUUAAAAGAAUUCGAAGGGAUUGUUAAGUAUGUAUUUGUAGGAGAAAUUGAGCAAAAAGGUAGAAGAAUUUUAUUGGAGAGUUUUGACGCCAGUUUCUCUGAUUGCGGCAUCAAAUGCUUGACGUUUUACCCAACUCCUGUCUCCACCUCGAACUACGGCAAAUUGACGCGCAACAUGUGGUUUUGGAUUAAUCAUGAUGUAAAGUACUAUGCUUUGCAUCCGUUGGACUUUAAGGUUUUGGUCAAUCUAGACGGUGCGGACCCGUCAAAAUUCAAAAUAACAAAAGUAUGGUACAAUCAGCAGUUGUUCAACAGCAUGGACGACCUUGUCAGUGCUUAUGAGAACAAUAAAGUGGAAAAAAUUGUUAUGAAAUUUCCCCAAGUAGAUGAAAGUACAUUUUCGACUUUAAAUCAGCGCGGAGAACCCUUUCCCAGUAAACCUUUGCGGAGUCCAAUUCAGGUUGAGCCUGACGGAAAGCGUUACACAAUCAAAGGGCAGCACGUGGAGUAUAUGGGUUGGGCGUUUGAAUAUCGUAUGUCUACAAAUACAGGUCCGAUGUUGUUUGAUGUCAGAUAUCGUGGAGAAAGAAUUGCAUACGAAAUUAGUCUGCAGGAAAUAGUCGUGUUCUACUCGGCUAAUAACCCGUCACACAGAUUUGCCGACUUUGUGGACAGCGUUGCUCUGAUCGGCUCCUUGUCAAAAGCUCUAAUCCCAGGCGCGGAUUGUCCGGAUCACUCGACUUUUCUGCCUUCCCGCCACGUAUUGGAGGCAUCUUCUGAACCAGUCGUGUAUGAGAACUCCCUAUGUUUGUUCGAACAAGCCACGGGAGUCCCAUUGAGGAGACAUCACUCCUACGGCAAACACGCUGGAUGGUUCUAUGGAGGCAUGAUGGACGAUGUGCUCAUUCUUAGAACUGUUCUGACUGUUGCAAACUACGACUAUAUCUUUGACUUUAUUUUUCACCAGAAUGGAGCUAUUGAAGUUAAAGCCAUCUCCACAGGAUACAUCUUACCCAGUGUAUUUUCUCCUUUGGAAAAAAAGUAUGGCUUCCAAAUUCACGACAACAUUCUUGGCAAUGUCCAUCAUCACAUGUUUAACUUUAAGGUAGACGUUGAUAUAUUGGGGACGUCAAACCGAUUUGAAACUCUUGAUUUGAAAGUGGAAGCGGCUCCAAACCAGAUGUAUUCAGAACUAAGUUCUGCACAGACCUACAACCAGAUAUAUUUUCAAAGCAACCCAAGGCAUACAGAAAAGGUGGCCGGCUAUAAGUUUAAUUUUGAUCAACCAAAAUAUUUGCUGUUUAACAAUGAACAAUUUAAAACCAAACACGGCGUCCCACGAUCGUACAGAGUGGUGAUUAAUGGUAUGUCGAAGCAAACCUUGCCUGAAAACAGCGGACACGAAAACUCCAUUACCUGGUCUAGAUACCAGAUGGCGGUUACCAAGUACAAAGACACAGAGAAGCAAAGCAGUUCUCUCUACGCCAUUUGGGAUGCUGUCCAGCCUGUGAAUAGAUUUCAAAGUUUUAUUGAUGACGAUGAGAGCAUUAUGGACCAGGAUCUUGUGGCUUGGAUCACAAUGGGCGUUCAUCACAUCCCUCAUACCGAGGAUCUGCCAGUUACACCGACGCCGGGAGGACAACUACAGUUCUUCCUGCUCCCAUACAACUACUUCACAGAGGAUCCGUCAUCAGGCUCUAAGAACGCCAUCUACAUGGAGCUGAAAUAUGCCUCUGACAACUCAGCGCCUACAGUGGACAUUAACCGUUAUGGAUAUGGUGGAGAGCCUCAAUGUGUUCCGCAAAAAUCAAAAUUUGACCAACAAGUGGCAGAAGAUCCCGAUUUGGUGUUUUCAACAGGCCGGACAUUCGGAUAAUAGCCUUCUGUGUAUAUAUCACGUUUUCGUUCCUGAGAUGCUGUAUUUGGCUAAACUAGAUAUCUAUUUACUCAUGUCAUAACAUUUUACUUAGGCAUAUUAUGGUUGAUCUUCUGCCAACAAUGCUGAGAUGGAUACGUUUUAUGGUGUGUGAAUUACCGACUGUCUUAUGAGAAACCUUCCCUUGUAACGUGACUUUUACGUCAGAUCUUUUAUUAUUAACGAUUACUAUCGUUGAAAACAAUGUAAACUAGGCCUGUUAAUUUAAUACUUUAGUUGUGUUAAUCCUUCAUCAAUGUCUGUAUUAUAGUCGUGACAGGCAACAUCUGCAUUGGUUUUUGUAUGUCAUGCCCUAAAAUAUUUGUGCAAGGUAUGUAAGCCAUUUAGAAACUACAGAAUGGCUAUAAUGCUUUUGCGUGACACAUCAGUCACAAUGCAACUUUUUGUGUAUAUGCGUGUAUAUUGCGUUAGCCUGGAUUAAUAGAAUUGUUGUUUCACAGUCAAGUUUUACUUAAACUACUUUAGUUUUAGAAACAUGCCUGCCAAGGUUGGUUUUAAUAUUCGUUGAUUCAAACUUGGCCACAACCCCAGUACAUUUUACGCUUUCUAUAGCAUAGUAACAAUAACCAGAAACAAAUCGUCGUGAAGCCAAAAUGAAUCGUUUGGUCAUCGACUAUGAUUACUGCUUUCAUAGUAACUAGGAAGAAAGACAUAUUUUUAUUAAUAAAAAACAUAAAAUAUAA
This is a messenger RNA of Liolophura sinensis, 3363 nucleotides long. Its product is annotated as putative amine oxidase [copper-containing]. NCBI's taxonomy places the organism in Eukaryota, Metazoa, Mollusca, Polyplacophora, Chitonida, Chitonidae. Gene Ontology annotation, biological process: amine metabolic process. The record is from RefSeq and is a predicted model, not a curated record. The transcript has 3 exons. Gene Ontology annotation, cellular component: plasma membrane. The coding region runs from base 209 to 2620 and encodes 803 amino acids. Gene Ontology annotation, molecular function: quinone binding; copper ion binding; primary methylamine oxidase activity.